AUGGCGAUGCUCAUAGGUUUUCUUGAAAUCUUCAUAACAUUCGUUUUCUUCCUCGUCUUACAAUGUUUUUUGCUCCACAAGAAAACUCACAAGCCUUUGCUUACUAACUGGCCGGUCCUUGGGAUGCUUCCGGGUCUACUCCUCCAAGUCCAUCGUAUCUACGACGUUAUCGCCGAGGUACUUGAGGCGAGCGAUAUGACAUUUUGUUUCAAAGGGCCGUGGCUUAGUGGAACGGACAUAUUGCUCACCGCUGAUCCGACGAAUAUCCACUACAUUCUAUGUUCAAAUUUCGUUAAUUAUCCCAAAGGGAUGGAGUUUAAGAAGAUCUUUGAAGUCUUGGGAGAUGCGAUUUUCAACGUUGACUCGGAGUUGUGGGAGGAUAUGAGGAACUCGUCUCAUGCCAUCUUUAGCCAUCAAGAGUUCCAAAAGUUUUCGGUGAAUACAAGCAUAAGCAAGUUAAAGCAAGGGCUUGUUCCUAUUCUUGAGAACGCUGCCAAGGAAAACAUCCUAGUCGACUUGCAAGAUUUGUUCCAAAGAUUCUUGUUCGAUACAUCUUCUAUUUUGAUGACCGGGUAUGAUCCAAAAUGUCUCUCCAUCGAAAUGCCUAAGGUUGAGUUCGGUGACGCGGUUGAUGGUGUUGCAGACGGGAUUUUUUAUAGGCAUGUCAAGCCGGCUUUCUUGUGGAAGCUCCAAUAUUGGCUUGGUGUAGGAGUUGAGAAGAAGAUGAGAAGCGGUUUCGCGAUUUUCGACCAAUUGCUCGAGAAGAUCAUAUCGGCUAAAAGAGAGGAGAUAAAAAGUCAUGGUACUCAUGAUCAAGACUCAAAAGGAGAGGUGGCCAUGGACGUUUUAACAUAUUACAUGACUGUGGACACGGUCAAAUAUAAGCACUUGAAACCGAGUAACGACAAAUUUAUCAGAGACGCUAUUUUGGGUUUCUUGAUCGCAGGAAGAGACACAACAAGCUCAGCUCUCACUUGGUUCUUCUGGCUUCUCUCAAAAAAUCCUGAAGCAGUGACAAAGAUCCGACAAGAGAUUAACAAGAAGAUGCCAAACUUUGAUCCAGCGGAUUUAGACAAGCUUGUGUAUCUACACGGUGCCGUGUGUGAGACGCUAAGGCUAUACCCACCAGUUCCAUUUAACCACAAGUCACCGGUAAAACCAGACGUGCUUCCAAGUGGGCAUAGAGUCGAUGAGAAUUGGAAGAUAGUAAUCUCUAUUUAUGCAGCAGGGAGGAUGAGAUCUAUUUGGGGAGAUGACGGUGAAGAUUUCAGACCAGAAAGAUGGAUUUCAGAUAGUGGAAAGUUGAGACAUGAGCCUUCGUAUAAGUUCUUGGCUUUUAACGCUGGUCCAAGAACUUGCUUGGGAAAAAAGUUAACUUUCUUGCAGAUGAAGACAGUGGCCGUGAAAAUCAUACGAAACUAUGACAUCAAGGUUGUUGAAGGGCACAAAACCGAACCAGUUCCUUCUGUUCUUCUUCGCAUGCAACAUGGUCUCACAGUUAGUGUCACUAAGAUCUGA
Messenger RNA from Arabis nemorensis, 1518 nucleotides. The record is from the annotation of a GenBank genome assembly. Lineage: Eukaryota; Viridiplantae; Streptophyta; Magnoliopsida; Brassicales; Brassicaceae.